GGAAUCAUAGCAAUGACGUAUCUGUGCCAUAUGAUAAACUUAAUUGAAUCAAGUUGCAACGAUGUGCUUUCGGAUUGUAGAUUACCCCUGGACAAACGUUAUGGCCUCUUAGUUGGAAUAAAUUUCCGCCGAAUUUCUAGAAUCACCUCUUACAUUGAUAGCUGUCGGCGAUUUGCAGUCUCUAACGUGUAGGAUUUCGUCCAUGAGAGACCAAGGUGACGAAUAGAAGUAAGGGCAGGGUUGAAUCACCGUUUUGCUGAGUGGUUGAAGCCCAUUUGCAGCGCAGUUGUGCUCUGUGGAGGUUGAAUGUUUUCGGUGAAUUCGACCGUUGCAGGGUGCCUCAUAAGUCCAGCGGAUUGAUUGGCGCAGCUUGUGCUUGAAUGAUCUUUUUGACUUCUUCUAACCCAGGAGAGACAUAGACCCUCCGCUUUGAAGCGUAACUUUCCUCUUUGGACCUGAUAUUCAAGCCAGUUCAGCGAUGCUUAUUUUACACUGCGUGCUCGGAUUCAGCUUCGCGUAACUCCCACGAUGUCGCUUGAGAUGGUCUCGGGCUGUUGUUCGAGGUUGAAGUCCUUGAAAAUUAGGUGCAUAAUUGAGCCUCCGGAUGUAGCUUGUGAACUUUGCCAACUAAUGCCGCCACCAUUUCUGUUUAGGGCUUUCGCCAAUGAUGAGCCGCAAGGAGUCUGAUGUUGGAGGCUCGGCGAACGCAAUUCCAGGUUCCUCUCAUGAGGGAGGUAUCAGCUUCACAGAAGAUUCGCACCCUGCAAGACCCUGGAGCAAGCUACUCUGUCACCUCUGGCCUUAGCUCAGCUGGCCGCAGUGAAAAGGUCAACACAAAAACUUUCAUCAGUGAUCCUCACGAAGAUGCUCAAGCGCUGGCCAGUGAGAUCUCUGGAAAACUCGCUAAGUUUUCAUCAAUAUCCUCCACGAGUCAUGACAGCAACAUCGGAGCUCGAAGACUAUCACAACGGCGAGGAGAGUCCAAAAGCCUCAGGAUAGACAAGCUACAGAAGCCCAGAGGGUUCAAGAAGAUGAAGUCCGAGAAGGAUAGUGGUGAAGGUGACGGUAGAAAUUUGAGUGAUUCUGCGAUGGAGUACAUGAACGUGGACGUCAGAGAAAGAAUCAAACGAAUUGAAUCAGCUUUUGAGGGAUCCAGUACCACCGUCUCCGGCGAAUUGCGGAAAGAGGGACUGAUCAAGCAAUUGAAGGAACGGGGGCGGAGAGAUGCAAAUCGAAACUCUGAAGAAAAGGCAAGUGGUAGGUAUGAACGGGAAUCUGCUCGACGAGAAGAGCUCACGAGGAGGGUCAACUCCCUCUCGCAGCUCCUGGGAAAUCAUCUAAAAGGAAGUGACCGGAGCGCGCUCAAUAUGUUGGCCAUGGUGCAGGAUGAGGAGCGUCGGAACAAUUUUGAGUUGGAGAGCUUUUUUGAGAGCGACGAGGAGGGGCUCAACCCUACGCAGAUGGAAAUGUCCCGUGCUCACGAAGCAUCCCCUCUUCACAGAGCCAUGCUGUCCCGCGGCAAAGAGCAGCCGAAAAGAAAGUCUCAAAGUCGCCAUGGCUGUGAGAAACCUGCAAGUAUGCGCGCGAAAGAAAGGGGUGACAGCAUCGAACGUCCUCGUAGCGGAAAUUCAUCCGCGCGGCUCAGAGAGAUGCCUGCGACUAUCAUACUUAACGAUGAUCUCGCCGUUUCCGACCUCCCGGAGCAAAAUGGCUGCGGAAUUUGGGACUGGUCCCGGAUCCACAAGCACGGUGGCAAGACUUUCCUGGAUCUAACAGGAUUGACGUGCACGCUUCCGGAAUCGAAGCUCCUUCAAGGCGACUUACUGACGGAACAACAUCCUCCGGUGCAGUCGAUCUCCUCUCUAGACUCAGAUGCUAAUGCAUUGCCGCUUAUGAUUGGCGAGGAUGCACACGACAGUGACCCGGGAGGAUAUUAUGUGGAGACGGGAAUGCCUCAGGAGCCUCCGCGGAAUCUGAAAGGUGGGGGAAAACGCAAGGCGUCGCUUCACAAUGCUGUCAAUGAUGUACUUGUUGAGACUGGUUCCACCAACCACCUCGAAUUGACUCGAACGUUCAAUCAGAAGUACAGGCCGAAGAAUUUCAAUGAGAUUGUUGGUCAAAAUGUGGUGGUGAAAUCCCUGUCAACUGCGGUAGCGAAAAGGAAAGCGGCACCGGUGUAUAUGUUCAUGGGCCCUCGGGGUACGGGGAAGACCUCCGCUGCGAGAGUUUUCGCAGCAGGGCUGAAUUGCUUGUCGCCGGAUUAUGCGAGGCGACCAUGUGGGAUUUGUCGAGAAUGUGGGACAAUUGCGCUCAACCGGAGCGCGGACGUGCGACAGAUCGACGCAGCCUCGAAUAUGGACAUGGCGAGCAUGCGAGCUUUGAUGGGGAGCUUCACGCCACAUGCGCAGUACAAAAUCUUCAUCGUGGAAGGGUGUGAUUUGUUGAGCUCUGAUAUUUGGAAUGCAUUUCUCAAGCUGUUGGAAGAGCCGCCUCGCAAUGUGGUCUUCAUUCUCAUCACCACUCACGCAGAGCGCAUCCCGCCGACCGCCAUAUCCCGGUGUCAGAAGUUCCAAUUUUUCAAACUGAAGGAACCUGACAUUGUGAAACGACUGCAGUUCCUGGCAGCCAAAGAGGAUUUGCGCGUCGAGGCGGACGCAUUGGCGCUAAUUGCAACGAGAUCAGAUGGGUCGCUUCGUGACGCCGAAAUCUUUCUUGACCAGCUCUGUCUUUUGGACAAGAACGUUUCAAUCGCUUCAGUUAGAGAGCUUGUGGGCUUGCUUCCGGACAACAAGACUUUGGAACUGUUGGACUAUGCUCUUUCGGCCGAUACUGUGCGCACUGUUCGGACAAUUCGAGAAGUGCUCAUUUCUGGCAUUGAGCCUUUGACGGUGGUGUCGCAGCUAGGUUCUCUGAUCACUGAUAUUCUCGCUGGUAGUUUUGACGUCCACCGUGGAGCACGGAAGGAGGGAUUCUUCAGUCGAAGUUUCUCUGUUCAGGGAGAACAUCACGGGCUCCGGAGAGCGCUCAAAAUUCUCUCGAAAUCAGAAAAGCAGUUGCGCGUGUCCACGGAUCCGGCGACGUGGCUGACUGCUGCGCUUCUACAAUUUGCUCCAGAUCGAUCGCUUCCUCCUUCCGACUUCAACAUGAAUGUAGCUCCAAAUCGCGUUGUAACCGCAUCAUCUUCCGAUGUCUCUGUCUCAGGGGAGCAGCAUCCACUUGUAGACGAACUAAAUCAGGCCAAUUCUCCAGAGUCUACCUCAAAAGGGCGAGCGCUACAAGUGUACGUAGAAAAUGGGAAGGACCCCACUUUAGAAGUGGAGACUGCGACGUCGUUGUCUGAGCAGAAAUUGGAGGAAACGUGGGCCACUGUACAGCGGACUUCUCUGGGCAGUGUUGAAGAGCUUACAGAAGCCAGACCUUCACCCGAGGCUUUCCUGGAGUAUCAGAUAUUUGGAGACAAAGAGUUGGAUGAGCUGUGGAAGCGAGCUAUUCGAAAGAUAACAAAUAGGAGUUUGAAACAUCUUCUUCAGAUCCAUGGGCAACUAGUGGCAGCUGGCAUCUCCGUUGAUGGAUCACGCGCUGUUGUUCAACUGGAUUUCGACCAUGGACGUAACAAGCACAAAGCCGAGCGGUCAUGGCGGAGCAUUUGCAUUGCAUUCCAAGAACUGCUCAACAACACUCCUGUCGAGCUCAGAAUCGCCUUGAGGGAAGUUGUGCCCGAGGACCCCGACGUUCCACGCAUUGGCGAGAUGAUGGUUGACAUGGAGUUUGGUCCAUCAACUCAGCUUAAGGACAAGGGGAUUGUGAACGAAAGCACGAAUGCGGACGUCUACUUGCAAGAUGAGCAGAGAAUGCCGCAACGGAGCCGUCGAAGACGACAUGCCAGAGCCCGAAAGCACCGUUGCGAUGCGGAGAUCAUGGACACGGAGCUAGGGGCUGCGGAAGAGAGUUCGGAGUCAAACGGCAUCACUUCUCGCCGGCUUCCACCAAGAUGGAGACGGAGGGUGAAGCGGGUUGGCGCUGCCAAACAUGCACAGCAAGUCAGUCUGGACAUAGGAAUGGAUUAUCAGCAAAGCUCCAGCAGUUUCGGUGGCGAGGUGUGGGAUUCCAGGAGAGGAUCGAUUGAAACCAAAUCGAAUGAAAAGAAGCCGUUGAGUUGCAUGAUGGAGGAGCCUCAAAGUGAGAUCGAGGACCUCCAAAUGGCCAGGCAAAAAAUCUUGAAGCAGCGAGCGGCGCAGUAUCGGAACAAUCCUGCCUUGAUGGCAACCAUUGAUCACAGAAACAGCUUGAUUUCGGGAUUUCAGCGUGGACUUCCAAGUGAAAGCUCCCUUUGCUGGGAAAGGGAGACAUCCCAAUCGGACUUUUUAAUGCGGAAGACAUGGUUGAGGAGCAUGCACAAGGCUUCAGGGGCUGCACUGUUUCUCAAAAUGGUACCUUGUAGAGACUCCAGAAUAGGAAGGAAUGCAACGCCAACUUCAACAACGCCUGUUUCUGUCGCCUAAGUUGCUGCUGUUUCUUCAUAUUUCAGACAAUUUAUCGGUCUUCUGCACCAAUAGAAUCGCUGCUUUAGCGGUUGUCCACGACUUGACAGCGAGAGAGGAGUCAACUGGGCGUCGCAAAGCUCAUCCGACCAAUUGAAUUGCUCCGAUUCGUGGAUCGGGAAGAGUGCACAGCAUUCAGCUUCCACGUCAAUAUUGGUGGGUGAAGUCGUAUGUAUAUUAGUAAAACUGGCAGACAUAGAUCAUUCUUAAAGAGCCGAUAAAAUAAGAGCAGUGGAGCUCGGAUUAGUGUAGUUGCAAGUAGGUGGAUUAUGUAGUAGACCGCAGGGUUGUGUAGUGGAGAUAUUCUUUUAGAACAAGGCUUCCCAUAAGGAGAAACCAAUUCCAUAGCUAGCUCUAGAUUCAUCAAUGGUAAUGAAGAGUGGUCAGAAGAUUUUAGCGUUGAGCAUCUUCUUCGUUGAAUUCUUCAAUGUGCAGUCUCACUUGGUAUAAUGAGUUUUGGCGAAUACUUAACUUGCAGAACUAUUCAAUCA
This is a messenger RNA of Physcomitrium patens, 5032 nucleotides long. RefSeq lists its product as uncharacterized. The record is from RefSeq and is a predicted model, not a curated record. Gene Ontology annotation, cellular component: DNA polymerase III complex; DNA replication factor C complex. Lineage: Eukaryota; Viridiplantae; Streptophyta; Bryopsida; Funariales; Funariaceae. Gene Ontology annotation, biological process: DNA repair; DNA-templated DNA replication. Gene Ontology annotation, molecular function: DNA clamp loader activity; DNA binding; DNA-directed DNA polymerase activity.